GUAAUUAUGCACCUGUUACUGCAGGAUCCUUCAAAUCAAGAAACAGCUCUGGAAGUGGGCGGGGCCAACGCAAAUCGCCCACGAAUGUCAUGAAGUGAUGUAGGGUGCGGUUUAAUCGUGCUGAGAGAGGAGACAGCCGAGGAGAACACUGGGAUAAAACAGACCUGCCAGCGUAUUCUUGAAAUCCUAAUUACUGCAGAACUGAAAAACAUCUUGUCACGUACUGAAGAUCAAAAUGUUAGACAAAACAAGCACCCAGUUCGGCUCCUUCCUGUUUUGGAGGCAGCCCAUCCCAUCACUGGACCUGUCGGAGUUGGAAGACCUCGGCAUUUCUAUGGCCAAGUCAAAGGACGGGAAGAACUCCUCAAAACGUCCAGCACAGGAGGAGGAAGAUUCGGAGUUUCUGAAGUACUCCACAUUUAACUACUGGAAGGAGCCCAUUGCUACCAUUGAGACCUUAGAUUUCAAUCUGCUGUUAUAAAACACUUUGAUCAUCAGUUCUGUCGUUAAACCACUGUGGUCACACCGAUUCUCCUUCUGAUAUUGAUGAAAUGAUUAUGAGAUUAAUGUAUCUUUAUUAUGCCUCAUUUGUUUAGCAAUGUCAGUACAACUGCGAAUACAUUGUUCUUACAUGUGCUACAACAUUUAUGGCAUUACUGAUCUCUUCAUUGCAGAUGACUAAAGACAACAUUACUAGUAUUUCACUGCCGGAUGUUAUGCAAGUUGUUUUAAGUGUUUGCAUCUCCAAAUUUGUAAAGAUGCACUUAAAUCUGAACAUGCUUUACGUAUUAAGUUAUUGUCUGCUUAAUCAGUUCAUGUUAAGGCAAGAUCUUGCUAAAAGGGUGUUGGAAUCUAACUGAAAGGUUUUUGUACUAAACAAAUGUCCAUAUGAAAUCAUGAUCAAAUGCUUUAUUGUUUGCCCUCAGAUGCCAAUUAAAUUAAGAUUGCUGCUAAAUUAAUAUUUAAAAAAA
Molecule: messenger RNA, 971 nt
Organism: Triplophysa dalaica
Lineage: Eukaryota; Metazoa; Chordata; Actinopteri; Cypriniformes; Nemacheilidae
Gene: mllt11
Product: MLLT11 transcription factor 7 cofactor
Exons: 2
Coding region: 236-481 (81 amino acids)
Biological process (GO): positive regulation of release of cytochrome c from mitochondria; apoptotic signaling pathway; positive regulation of mitochondrial depolarization
Cellular component (GO): cytosol; nucleoplasm
Source: RefSeq, a predicted model, not a curated record